GGAUCUGGGCAGGGAGCGGGGGGCAGCGGCGCCGUCCCCGUGCGCCCGUCCACCCGCUCUGCUCUGCUUGCAGGCCCCGUGGGAAUGGCCGCAGCCGCUGCGGUGGCAACGGGCAAGAAACGGAAGCGGCCCCACGUGUUCGAGUCCAACCCGUCCAUCCGCAAGAGGCAGCAGACGCGUUUGCUGCGGAAGCUCCGAGCCACGCUGGACGAAUACACCACCCGCGUGGGGCAGCAGGCCAUCGUUCUGUGCAUCUCUCCCUCCAAGCCCAAUCCUGUCUUCAAAGUAUUUGGUGCUGCACCCUUGGAGAAUGUGGUCCGCAAGUGCAAGAGCGUGAUCCUGGAAGACCUGGAGUCGGCGCUGGCGGAGCACGCGCCGGCGCCGCAGGAGGUGAACUCGGAGCUGCCGCCCCUCACCAUCGAUGGCAUUCCCGUCUCCGUGGACAAGAUGACCCAGGCGCAGCUGCGAGCGUUCAUCCCCGAGAUGCUCAAGUACUCCACGGGCCGCGGGAAGCCAGGCUGGGGCAAGGAGAGCUGCAAGCCCAUCUGGUGGCCCGAGGACAUCCCGUGGGCCAACGUCCGCAGCGACGUCCGCACGGAGGAGCAGAAACAGCGGGUGUCGUGGACCCAAGCGUUGCGGAUGAUUGUGAAGAACUGCUACAAGCAGCACGGGCGCGAGGACCUGCUCUACGCGUUCGAGGAUCAGCAGACACAACAGCAGACCACAGCCACACACAGUAUAGCACACCUGGUGCCAUCGCAGACGGUGGUACAAACCUUCAGUAAUCCCGACGGCACCGUGUCCCUCAUCCAGGUGAGCAGAACCCUGCAGGGUUUGCUCUUCCAGCACUGCUGGCUCAGCAGCGAGUUGCCAGUGACNNNNACCGUCGCACAAGUCAAUUAUUCUGCAGUGACCGAUGGAGAGGUGGAGCAGAACUGGGCAACGCUACAGGGGGGCGAGAUGACCAUCCAGACGACGCAGGCAUCGGAGGCCACGCAGGCAGUGGCAUCGCUGGCGGAGGCGGCAGUGGCAGCAUCUCAGGAGAUGCAGCAAGGAGCAACUGUUACCAUGGCACUCAACAGCGAAGCGGCCGCCCACGCCGUAGCCACGCUCGCUGAAGCCACCCUGCAAGGCGGAGGGCAGAUCGUCCUGUCUGGAGAAACUGCAGCAGCGGUGGGAGCGCUCACCGGCGUCCAAGAUGCCAACG
Molecule: messenger RNA, 1207 nt
Organism: Tinamus guttatus (white-throated tinamou)
Lineage: Eukaryota; Metazoa; Chordata; Aves; Tinamiformes; Tinamidae
Source: RefSeq, a predicted model, not a curated record